AUCGAAAAAACGUUUGGUUGUAGUCUCAAAAAGGCGGCGGUGACACUGCUCUUGGCGAAUCAACAAUUAUUAUUUUGAUUUAAAUAUUUUCAACUGCAACGUAUUCUCUCCUAUACUACUUGAGCCUACUUUGUGGGACUUCUUAUUUUACCUAUUUCAAGAGAUUCCGUUUGCCAAGUCAUAGAAUUCGAACGAAUAAACCACAAAAGAAACAUGAACGUUUGUCGCCUGUGUUUGGCAAAGGACGCUAACUUUUCGGUUGUAAACUCCACGGCUGCAAUGAGAAUAAUGGCAUGCAUUUCUCUAGAAAUCGAGCCCGGAGACGGCCUGCCGCAGCACAUAUGUACCAUUUGCCGCCUGCGGCUCGAGGAGAUGAACAGCUUCCGUCGACGCUGCCUCGCUGUGGAUCGUCGACUGAAGCGCAGAAAAUUGCUGCAAAAGCAGGAGCCCAAGGCCCAUAUGGCGGUGAUUGCGGCGCAGGAGGAGGCCGAGGAGGAACGAACCCUGCGGGACGUGGUCGGAUGCACGGCAACCGCCUGCUCCGAGAGCAACGCCCAGUGGCGUCUGCAGGCAGCCAAGGUCAUUCGAGCAGAGAUAGACGCUUACAAGAAGGAGCUGCAUGGCAUCUGCACGCAGGCGGUGCGCACUGAGAUCGAGAACGAAGUCCGCGUCGAAGUGAUGGGAGUGCUCAUGGCUGAGGCCAAGCAGAAGCUGAAACUCAGCGUCCUGGACGAGCUCUUCGACGAGGUGGAGGCAUUCUUCGUGCGCAAGCGCAACGAGGCGGCCUUUGGGUCGGAGAGUUUAUGCUCGAAUUCCCCCCGAAGGGAUGCAGCGAAAAGCGAAGGUUUCUUCGAAGCGGAACGGGAAGAACCAGUGGACGGAGAUGUCGUGGAGCUACUGGAUGACGAACCAGAGCCUAGGAAUCCAGAACCACCAGAAGCUCAUCCUGCAUGUCCCACCGAUUCGAUCGAUCCCAUGCCCAUGGUUGAGAUCAAUAUGAGUGACUCUCAGAUGAGCCAUCUGCUCGAGGACUUCAACAGGGAAGCCUUCCUAAAGGCUAAGACUACUCCGCGUAAGGAUGUGGAGGUAACGAAGCCCUCCGCCAAGAGAAAGCGACGCGAAAGCGUUUUAUUGUGCCGGAAGCACAGCAACAGGGCAAAGCGGUACUCCCAGGAGCCUGUCGAAUGCAGCGAAUGCGUGUGUUGUCGUCUUCGAGGUGCAGCUAAGCUAAAUCGCACAGCUUCCUAGGCAAUAGUCUAUACAUUUUAGCAACUAGUAUAUUAAUUUCAUCGUUAUCCUAUUAGAUUUAAGAUUAUGAAGAAAAAGGAACAAGAAGAAAUCUUUGGUUUUCUAAUGUCUGCUGACAAACAUAUUUAUCGUCAAUGCUGCGUGUUCUAACUUUGCUUUCAUAGACUUAACUUUUUUUUAUAGAUUUUUUUUUAUUAUGUAUAAGAUAUAUGUAUAUUUUAAAACUUACACUAAGGUGAAAACCCCAGGAAAAACACUUGAAAUAUAUUUUUAUUUCCACAGCAGAUAAGGCUGAUAUCCACCCUGUAGCUUAAUUUAGAAUUAAGCAUACAGCGUACAAAUAAAUAAAUAUUU
Messenger RNA from Drosophila kikkawai, 1602 nucleotides. RefSeq lists its product as uncharacterized. Lineage: Eukaryota; Metazoa; Arthropoda; Insecta; Diptera; Drosophilidae. Gene Ontology annotation, molecular function: zinc ion binding. Gene Ontology annotation, cellular component: nucleus. The record is from RefSeq and is a predicted model, not a curated record.